UUCGCUCAAACAGACGUUAACUUUGCCCCCACUUCGGUCUUUCCCAAUCAAAUUGUUGUCUGGCAAUAAUCAUGUUUUCAAGCUGAACUACUCUCCUUACAAGGUGAUCAGGUAUUCCUCGAAACUGAGAAUUAAAUGUUUCUUUAUGAGCCCUAAGCCCAAAGGUGAAUAUGGCAUUGGUGGAAAUCCAUGCCGACAGGGUAACGGUAUUAAAGCGGUUGCUAAUUAUAAUGAAGUGUUUUGGAGAUCAAUAAAAAAUAUCCGGAAGGCCUUACAAUUUCCCGUCGUAACGGGUGUUUUACUGGGUUUGUUAAUCUUGUACAAUCGUCAACAUGGCUGCGUUGCUUUGGCUGCUUCCGGUGGGCGAAUGGGUGGGAGCUCAUUUUCUUCUUCGUCCAGGCCGACCUCGUCGGAUUCUUCUUAUUGGUCGUCUUCUUCAUCUACACGGCCAUCUUCGCCGGAUUCUUCUUAUUCUUCUUCUACAUGGCCGUCAUCCUCAGAUUAUUCUAAUCGGUCUUCUUCUUUUACAAGGCCGAAGUCGUCAGAUUCUUCCUAUUCUUCGUCUACAAGGCCUUCGUCAGAUUAUUCUUAUUCGUCUAAAAGGCGGAAAACGUCAGAUACUUAUUAUUCGUCUUCGACGUCUUUUGAAGGUGGUUGUAGUAGGCCAGAGGUUGGAGCUGAUGAUACUCCAAUAUUCUUGUUCUUUUUGAUAAUGAUUUUGCUUGUAUAUUCGGCGAUGGCGACUCAAACGGAUGGAAGAUCCUCAAGGUCACCUACUCCGCCUGCCGAGAAAACAAGUGUUCUCAAGCUGCAGGUUGGAUUAUUGGGAACGGCUAAAUCACUGCAAAGGGAUCUCAAUCGGAUUGCCGAGACCGCUGAUACAUCCAGCCCUUGGGGCUUGAGCUAUAUAUUACAAGAGACAACACUAGCUCUACUUCGACAUCCUGAUUAUUGCAUCUCUGGUUAUUCAUUUGUGGAUGAAAAGUGGAGCAUAGAGGAAGUUGAGAAAAUAUUUAAUCAAUUUUCUAUUGAAGAAAGGGGUAAAUUUAAUGAAGAGACUCUAGUCAAUGUGAACAACAUCAGAAAGCAAAGUGCAAGAAGCAAAAGAUCUAAUGGAUUCCGUAAUGAGUAUAUUGUGAUUACAAUCAUUGUGGCGGCCGGUGGCGAACAUAAACUGCCGCCUAUAAACAGUAGUGCACAAUUAAAAGAAGCAUUGCAAAAGCUAGCUUCUAUCCCUUCAAGCAGAAUUAUGGCAGUGGAGGUGUUAUGGACCCCACAAAUGGAAAAUGAUACUCUUACACAACAAGAAUAUAUUGAAGAUUAUUGGAUGUUGCAUCCUCUUUAGGUAAUAAGCUGUUAUGAUGUUUUCAACAAUUUUUGCAUGUUAUUUAUAGGCGAUGAUAUAUGAUAACUGUAUACGCGAAUGUGUGAUUCCAAUUGUAUCAGUUUGAAAUGAUUUUUAACAAUUUUUGCAGUGAUAUGGUAUAUUUUAUAUAGCAACAAGAAAAAGAUAUAAGCGUUUGUGGCUACCUGCUUAUAGAGCUUUCUUGUUUGGGACUUGAAGUUUAUUUGUGUAUUUUCAAUAUCAGAAUAAGAUUAUAAUCAGAUAACCAA
Lactuca sativa (garden lettuce) is the source of this 1614-nucleotide messenger RNA. Its product is annotated as FLUCTUATING-LIGHT-ACCLIMATION protein 1, chloroplastic. NCBI's taxonomy places the organism in Eukaryota, Viridiplantae, Streptophyta, Magnoliopsida, Asterales, Asteraceae. Gene Ontology annotation, cellular component: chloroplast. The record is from RefSeq and is a predicted model, not a curated record.